Molecule: messenger RNA, 3614 nt
Organism: Menidia menidia (Atlantic silverside)
Lineage: Eukaryota; Metazoa; Chordata; Actinopteri; Atheriniformes; Atherinopsidae
Source: the annotation of a GenBank genome assembly
GCUUGAGAACUACAAGUACCAGAUGCGAACGUUAAACGUCCACUGAACGUACACAGUUCGGUUUGUUUUAGUUUAUCCUGAUAGCGCUUUGUCACGAGGCACCAAAGUCCACUGCAGUACGCUAACCUGGCCGUUGUACAUCUUUGACUAACUGUCCAAACGUGGAGCAACUCCACCCAGGUCUGAGUUACGCCACCCCCUUUCAGGGGCCGCCGUCUGCCUCGUAGCUGCGAUAACGCAUUCGAGAAACUAACCUGCUAGCUAGCAAGCAAGCUAAGAAUUCACCCAUGUCCUCUGAAGAAGGGUUGAGCUCUACGAUCACAGAUUGGUUUUUUAUCAAUUCCUGGUGGCUCCUUCUCCCGUUCGUUAUGAUUCUUGUGAUUGCUGCCUUCAUCGUGGCUUUUGUGUUGCUGCUCUACAUGAUAUCCCCCCUUAUUAGUCCCAAGCCUCUGAAACUCAACGGGGCCCACGUCGUGGUUACUGGAGGCUCCAGCGGGAUUGGGAAAUGCAUUGCAGUGGAGUGCUAUAGGCAAGGAGCAUUCAUCACCCUGGUGGCACGAGAUGAGGAAAAAUUACUCCGUGCAAAGAAAGAGGUGGAGAAAUUUGCCAUCAAUGACAAGCAGGUGGUGCUCUGCGUCUCGGUAGAUGUUUCCAGUGACUACACUCAGGUGGAAAAUGUAAUAAAACAGGCUCAGGAGAAGCUUGGCCCCGUCGAUAUGCUUGUGAACUGUGCCGGAACAUCUGUUUCUGCAAAGUUUGAGGAAAUUGAGGUGGAGCGUUUUAAAGAAAUGAUGGAGCUGAACUACCUGGGCAGCGUCUAUCCAACGCGAGCGGUCAUCACCACCAUGAGAGAGCGACGGAUGGGCCGCAUCAUGUUUGUGUCCUCCCAGGCUGGCCAGAUCGGUCUGUUUGGAUACACCGCCUACUCCCCUUCUAAGUUUGCCCUGCGGGGCUUGGCGGAGUCGCUGCAGAUGGAGGUAAAGCCAUACAAUAUCUAUGUGACUGUGGCAUUUCCCCCGGACACUGACACUCCACUGCUGGCUGAGGAGAACAAGUCAAAGCCCUUAGAAACCAAGCUCAUCUCUGAAACCUCUGGAAUCUGGCAACCAGACCAAGUGGCAAAGAUCCUUGUCAAAGACGCAGUGCAAGGAAACUUCAACAGCUCGGUUGGUCCUGAUGGCUACAUGCUGUCAGCCCUCACCUGUGGGAUGUCCCCCGUCACCUCCAUCACAGAGGGUCUCCAGCAGAUCGUCACCAUGGGCUUAUUUCGGACCAUCGCCCUCUUCUACCUGGGGAGUUUCGACAGCAUCGUGCGGCGCUGCAUGAUUCAGAGGGAGCAGUCCAAAGCGGCGGACAAAAGGGAGUAGCAGCAGCCUUAAUGCCCCCCCACCCUCCACAGCCCCUUCCUCCAGCCCCUUUCUCCAGUCAUACAAGUGCACAGCCGUAGAUGGGAGUAUGAUGGCCAAGUCCAGUGCGUUUUAUAUCAGCUAAAGAGUUAAGAGGGAAGACAGGAAAAGGGGUUUACCUGUUGCUUUUCCCGCGCCGCAGCUUUCCCCCCCCUCCCAGAUUCUAACUGUUUCGGGUUUCACUCCUCUCAGAGCAUUAAGCCAACAUUUGGUUUAAUGCGUUCCUUUGCUUCUUAUGUGAGAGCCGCCUUACUGGAAGGGAAUGAGGGCAGACUAAACAUCCCAGAGCCAGGAUUUAAAGUAGGUAGUCACCGUCAACCACUGAUUGACAGAUAUCAGGCUUUCCCUGCCUCGAUUUGCACAGUGCUGUUUCUUUGUUUCCCCCCUCAGAGAGGAAAAGCAGCAGAUGGCCUGUUCAACUAGUUGUGCCAAAUAUGGCUUUGAGUUUCUUUGCCCUCAAAGGAUGUAGUGAAACACGGAGGUUUAACUCUCACAUUCAGUCAUAGUGUUUGCGUGUAUCAGAAAACUCUCUCCACUUUUUACUGAGAAUUUUACAAGACUGCAGUUCUCGAUUUCUCUCCGUACCACAAGUCUUUGCUGGCAAAGCACCUUCCCUUUUUUGAGUAAAUGACCUGUGUGUAUCAGAAAACGUUUGUGACCCUCAGCGUUUUGUUUAUGCUGUGGGAUGAUUUGUUUCUGUCCAUGUGGGAACCAAGCUGUGAAGGGAGACAACAGUGCUCUACACUGGGAUCAGAGAGUGGGAGAGUGUGUCGCGUUUUCAGCCUUUAUCAUUUUUACUGAGGCAACAACUCCCACUAAAUGCUAAUUUCGGACACUGUGCACGCAGCGCUGAGGACAGACAACCGUAGGUGAGCUGUGUGCGUGAAUGUGUGUUUUUACUACGACUGAGCCAGCCCCCCAACGGGAGUCAAAAGCCAUUCGAAUUUUGAUAGACACCAAACUAUUUUCUCGUCAUUCCAAAUAGAGAGGAAGGCAGGCGGCGAGCCGAGGCCGCCGAGUCAUACUAGAGGGAGAAAAAGCAGCACACCAUUUCAUCAUCUGCACAUUCCAUACAUCUCACCCCCCCCACCCGAAAUCCUGCCAGGACCCACUUUUUGUCAGGGCAGAGAACGACUCGCUGGAUCGAGUCGUGUCUCUGAUGUGGAUUUAGUUUUACCCGAAGGUCCAAACACUAGAGGGGCGGGCUCGAAUGUGUGACCCCCGUCCCCGUGGUUUUGACACCCUGUCAAGCGCAGCUGUGACUUUGUUCAUUCCCCUAAAUUCCCGCUGAUUUCCCUCCAAGCCUUGAACAGUCCUGUGAAUAUUUGUGCUGUGCGCUGACUUGUGCAAGUCUUCCUUGGGUCCAUUGUGGGGGGGAAUGUUAUGCGGGGCAGACCAAUCAGGAAGUCUGAAUUUUGUUGUGAGGUCCAACCAUAUAGAGAUGUGACAAUAUGUUUAGGCAGCGUCCUUAGAUGCGAUGCCUCCGUCAGGGGGGGGUCGCGGCUUUAUUGGUCUUGGAUUGUAACAAAGUGUGGAGCGGAGCCGUUCUAAGCCUUAAGGUGAGACUACUGGUGAGGCCAACGCUAGGUAAAUGGAACCGUGGACAGCACAGUGGCUCGACCCACACGUGGUUUGCUACAUUAUUUAAUGACUUUGUCGUACAAUGUUCUGUACUUGAUCCGUUUCUAGUCUCUGAAGAAGAAGCCUUUCUAGAAGUCCAAGAUAUGAAAGUGAGAAUGCAUGACUCGUGGCUGAUGAUGUUCUCAUUAGAUAUUGGUUAAAGGCACACUGUCCUACACCCAAACCUUUCAUUAAUGUUCCUUUAAUGCUUUUUAACCCGCCCCAUCCUCCGCAAGAAAAAAAGUAGCAGCACAUAGUUUAAAGAACAUGUAGCUCAUGUUAAAGCAGUUCUGUUUGAACCCCUUUAAGCUAUGCAACUGGAGCCUGGGCUUUCAGUAAAUACAGCGGACAUAAAGUCCAGCACUCACUAACUCACCCCACUGGGUGUCACUGGUAAGAAACACUGAACAUAAAAGUCAUGCUGCGAUCAUUUGUUGGUUUCAGUUUUCUCUGUUUUUUUUUUUUUUUUUUCUUUUGCCAAAACAAAACGAACACUUUCACCUCGUGUGCCAUAGAAAGAAUGUGAUAAGUGGAAGGUCUGUCUUAUUUUCUUAAAUGAUCAACUAAAUAAAUGCCUGUAAGUAAAGC